This is a messenger RNA of Penicillium cosmopolitanum, 531 nucleotides long. RefSeq names its product sialidase family protein. NCBI's taxonomy places the organism in Eukaryota, Fungi, Ascomycota, Eurotiomycetes, Eurotiales, Aspergillaceae. The record is from RefSeq and is a predicted model, not a curated record. The coding region runs from base 1 to 531 and encodes 176 amino acids. The transcript has a single exon.
AUGCUCACCGUCUCGCAUGAUCAGGGGAGUACCUGGAGUCGCCCAACCUGCUUGCAUGGGGACAAUGAUCCCCGUCGUGAUGGUAUGAAUGGUAUUGCGCGCACAUUUGAUAAUGGCCGGGAGGCUCUCGUGAUGGUCUUUGAAACUACGACGUAUGGUCCGUUUAAUGUCGAAGCGCUGAUCUCCUACGAUGACGGCGCCUCCUGGCACAAUAGGCACCAGGUCUUCCGACCCCGACAGGGACACAAUGCGGGUUCCCCGCAAGUUGCCUCGUUCGCGGAUGGCUCCCUGGUCUGUGUCUUCAUGACGGAUGAUGAUUCGGAUCAAGUGGCCUGGGUCAAACAUGCUUCCAUUAAGGUUUGCUUCGCAGGUCCUCCCCAGAAUGGACAGCUUAGGUGGGGACCCCCAAUUAUGGUUUCGCCAGCAUCUAGCUUCUGGCCUGGAGUGAUGGCCUUGGAUCAUCACACGGCCCUGGUCACGUAUGAUCGAGGAGGGCCUUUGGCCAAGUCGGUUACCUGGCAGACAUGGUAA